GCAGCGGGGCCCGGGAGGGGGACUGCGCGGGGGGCCGGCGCAUAGCCGGGACCAUGGAGGGUCAGAGCGGCCGUUGCAAGAUCGUAGUGGUGGGGGACGCGGAGUGCGGCAAGACGGCGCUGCUGCAGGUGUUCGCCAAGGACGCCUAUCCCGGGAGUUAUGUCCCCACCGUGUUUGAGAACUACACCGCGAGCUUUGAGAUCGACAAGCGCCGCAUUGAGCUCAACAUGUGGGACACUUCAGGUUCUUCUUACUAUGAUAACGUACGGCCCCUGGCCUAUCCUGAUUCAGAUGCUGUACUCAUCUGCUUUGACAUUAGCCGACCAGAAACACUGGACAGUGUCCUCAAGAAGUGGCAAGGGGAGACUCAGGAGUUUUGCCCCAAUGCCAAGGUUGUGCUGGUUGGCUGUAAAUUGGACAUGCGGACUGACCUGGCCACACUGAGGGAGCUGUCCAAGCAGAGACUUAUCCCUGUUACACAUGAGCAGGGUACUGUGCUGGCCAAGCAGGUGGGGGCCGUGUCCUACGUGGAGUGCUCCUCCAGGUCCUCUGAGCGCAGCGUCAGGGAUGUUUUCCACGUGGCCACAGUGGCCUCCCUUGGCCGUGGCACUAGGCAGCUUCGCCGUACUGAUUCACGCCGGGGACUGCAGCGAUCUUCUCAGCUGGCAGGACGGCCAGACCGGGGCAACGGGAAUGAAGGCGAGAUACACAAGGAUCGAGCCAAGAGCUGCAAUCUCAUGUGAGGGGCCGGGGUGGGGCAGUGUCAAGAGAGGUGGCAAAGGGUACAGUUGUUCCCCAGCCUGCACCCAGGCUUCCUGACUUUGGCUAGGGCUUCAGGGCAGGCUAAGUGAGCAAUUCUCCUGAGCAAGGGAGCCACAGGGAAAGGGUGCCACCAUUCCCCACAUUCUCAUCCCCCUCUUCUCGACAGGAAGUUGAGGGAGCUAGCAGGACAGGCAUCUAGGCCUGGAGCUGGGAUGGGGCACGGGGGUUGGGGAAGCUGGCAUCAAGCAGUGACCUUGGUUGAGUCUCAGUAUGUGAAUGAUGCCUUCUUUCCCCACCUCCAGUCCCAUAUCCUGGCCCUGGC
Molecule: messenger RNA, 1084 nt
Organism: Pteropus alecto (black flying fox)
Lineage: Eukaryota; Metazoa; Chordata; Mammalia; Chiroptera; Pteropodidae
Gene: RND2
Product: Rho family GTPase 2
Exons: 5
Coding region: 54-743 (229 amino acids)
Biological process (GO): small GTPase-mediated signal transduction
Molecular function (GO): GTP binding; GTPase activity
Source: RefSeq, a predicted model, not a curated record